Messenger RNA from Hylaeus anthracinus, 990 nucleotides. RefSeq lists its product as uncharacterized. NCBI's taxonomy places the organism in Eukaryota, Metazoa, Arthropoda, Insecta, Hymenoptera, Colletidae. Gene Ontology annotation, molecular function: carbonyl reductase (NADPH) activity. The record is from RefSeq and is a predicted model, not a curated record. Bases 103 to 921 code for a protein of 272 amino acids. The transcript is spliced from 5 exons.
CGGAUGGCCCCACUGUAGCAUGACUGGGCUUUUAAAUUUUUUUUGGUUGCACUUGGAUCCACUUAUUAUUAAUUAAUAAUAAUAUACUAAUAAAAUAUUACAAUGCUACGCAUUUCGGCAGAGCAAGGCAUACGAAAACUUAGCACUAAUGGGUUAACGGUAAAAUGCAACCGAUUAGAAGGAAAAGUAGCAAUUGUAACAGCAUCAACUGAAGGGAUCGGUUUUGCAAUUGCAAGACGUUUAGCUCAAGAAGGUGCUAAGGUAAUGGUCAGCAGUCGCAGAGAGUCAAAUGUAAAGAAAGCUGUGGAACAACUUAAAUCUGAAGGUUUACAAGUUUCUGGUGUUAUAUGCCAUGUUAGUAAAAAAGAUCAUAGAAAAAAUCUUUUCAAUAAAACAAAAGAGGAAUUUGGUGGCUUAGAUAUCCUUGUAUCAAAUGCAGCUACAAAUCCUAGUGCAAAUACCAUCUUUGAUACCUCUGAAGAACUAUGGGAUAAAAUCUUUGAUGUUAAUGUUAAAAGUACUUUUCUUUUAAUGCAAGAAUCCUUACCGCUUUUGAGAGAGAGUAAAUCACCUUCAAUAAUUCUUAUAUCUUCGAUAGCAGCAUACCAACCAAUUACUUUGUUAGGUGCAUAUGCUGUUAGUAAAACAGCUCUAUUAGGUCUUAACAAUGUAGCUGCUGCUAGUCUUGUAUCAGAAGGAAUCCGUGUCAAUACUAUAGCACCUGGUAUUAUAAAGACUAAGUUUUCGCAAUUACUUGUUGAAGGUGAUAUAGGAGAUACAUCUUUAUCCACAAUACCAAUGCAAAGAUUUGGCGAAACAAAUGAUAUUGCAGGAGUUGCUGCAUUUUUAGCAAGCAAUGAUGCUGCUUAUAUUACUGGUGAAACUAUUGUUGCAGCUGGUGGAAUGCAGUCCAGACUUUAACCAUUGUAUUGUAAUAUCUGUUUCAAUAUUGUGUAUAACUUGUAAUAAGAAUAUUAUUUUUUAUACAUA